GUCCAUGUCUAAAUCGGUACCCAUACCACCUGCUUCAAGCGACGACGGCGGGAGAGUAGUUGCUCUAGUGAUAGGCGCUGGCGGAAGGGAGCAUGCACUCUGCUUCGCCUUGCAACGAUCCCCAUCGUGCAAGGCUGUCUUCUGUGCGCCUGGAAAUGCUGGCAUUUCCAGUUCUGGAAGUGCCUUUUGCCUUCCGGAGCUGGACAUUUCUGAUAGUUCAGCUGUCAUAUCUGUCUGCCGCGAUCUGGGAAUCGACCUUGUGGUAGUUGGGCCCGAGGCUCCUCUUGUUUCUGGAAUUGUGGAUGAUCUUUCUCAAGCAGGAAUUCUUACCUUUGGCCCCUCAUCCAAAGCCGCUGCUUUAGAGGGCUCUAAAAGCUUCUUCAAGAGCAUCUGCGACAAGUACAACAUCCCCACAGCCAAGUAUAAAGUUUUCACCGAUCCAUUUGCUGCAAACCAAUACGUCAAGGAGGAAGGGGUGCCAAUUGUUCUAAAAGCCGAUGGAUUGGCUGCUGGGAAGGCGGUUGUUAUUGCCAUGACUUUGGAGGAGGCACGUGACGCUAUUGACUCAAUCCUCGUGAAGGGUGCUUUUGGCUCUGCAGGUAGAAAGCUCAUUGUUGAGGAGUUCCUCGAUGGAGAAGAAAUCACUUUUCAUGCCCUGGUAGAUGGAGAGACUGCCCUGGCAUUGGAAUCUACUUCCGAUCAUUCACGAGUUGGGGAAGGCGAUACUGGUCCAAAUACUGGUGGAAUGGGUGCAUAUUCUCCGGUGCCAAUCAUAACACCUGAAUUAGGGUCUUUAGUGAUGGAAUCCAUCAUUUCCCCAAUUGUCAAAGGUAUGGCAGCUGAGGGUCGAAAGUUUGUGGGAAUUCUCAAUGCUGGGCUUAUGAUAGAGAACAAGUCCGGGUUGCCUAAAUUGUUUGAGUGCAAUGCACGCUUUGGAGAUCCCGAGUGCCAGAUGUUGAUGGUUCGCUUGGAGUCGGAUUUGGUACAAGCGUUGCUGGCAGCAUGUAGGGGAGAGUUGAGCAGAGUGACACUUGAUUGGUCGCCCGAAGCUGCCAUGGUGGUGGUAAUGGCGAGCAAGGGCUAUCCAGGCGUCUAUGAAACGGGGAGUGUGAUUCAUAAUCUUACGGCAGCAGAGCUUGUGGCUCCAUCUGUGAAGAUAUUUCACGCCAACACAGCUUUUGACUCGGACGGCAAUUUCAUUGCGGCUGGAGGUCGCGUUCUUUGUGUCACUGCCAAGGGGAGGAAUUUAGAAGAAGCUCGUGACAGAGCUUACCAAGCAGUGGAAGCCAUCAACUGGCCAGGAGGAUUAUCGACGGGAUAUUGGGUCGAGAGUACUAUUCCCAAAGAAGCAAUCUGAAAAGCAAGGUUGAGCUUAUGUCGUGAAUAGAUUUUCCGGGAGAUGAGAGACACGACAUGUUUACCCACUUAUCAAACCCCUUUGGAUUCUAUCUCAUAACUAGAACAGUGUUUUUUUGGAAUGUUUAGGGAUGUUAAAUAGUUCUACACUCUUGAAUGUGCAGAGACCUAUC
Messenger RNA from Rhodamnia argentea, 1529 nucleotides. Its product is annotated as phosphoribosylamine--glycine ligase-like. The record is from RefSeq and is a predicted model, not a curated record. Gene Ontology annotation, biological process: purine nucleobase biosynthetic process. Gene Ontology annotation, molecular function: metal ion binding; phosphoribosylamine-glycine ligase activity; ATP binding. NCBI's taxonomy places the organism in Eukaryota, Viridiplantae, Streptophyta, Magnoliopsida, Myrtales, Myrtaceae.